GAAAUUGCUGCCGAGGCAACAAAGUUGCUGCCGUCCCUCAGAGCCGCUCAGAUGCGACUGAAAUAUUAGCGUGUUUUUAGAAAUAAGAUUUGUUUUAGGGUCAACAUGUCUUGGGUUAAGGCUGUUUCGAAUAGCGUCGAUGUGUUUGACGAGGACGGAGACGAGCUGAGUUUACAGAGCCGAGAGUGGACCUCCAACAUGAGGAAGAGACUCCGGGAUGGGUUUGUGGACGGAGCGGAUGCCGGGGAGGAGGUCUCUCUUCAGGUCGGGUUCAACCUGGGCUUCAGGGAAGGAGCAGCUCAGACUGCAGCUGUGGGGCGACUCAAAGGAAUCGUAAGCGCUAUACUGUGCUGGUGCCAGAUCCAGCGUCCGGGAGUCCCCCUCCCAGCCUCUGUGACCGACCUCCUGCAGCGAGUUUCACAGCAUGAGGACGCGAUCCGGGAGGGCAUCAGAAAGGCUUUGGAGAGUCCUCCUCCCAGUGUGAGCUCCGUCUCAGAGAGCAUGGAGGAUCUGCAGGUGCAGCCGGCGGACUCCGGCUGCUGUGGAGGAGAGGGAUGUAAAGACACGGACUGCUGCAGGAACGGAGACAAAAUGGACCUGGACGUUCCUCACCAGCAACAAAAGUUCUCUUCUGGAUCCACUGACGGCUCCUCAGGCUCAAGUGAAAGCCUGAACGAGCUCGUGCAGCGCUGCGUGGAUCUGGUGUCGGAGCUCGGACUGCCGCAGGAGCUCGUCAGUCACAUACAGGAGCUGAAGGACAUGUAGUGACUCACGAUCACAUCCGACAAUACUUGGAAAAGCACAUGAACUAUGAAUUUAAACCGGUUUUAUUGUACAUUUCUUACACGGCAGUGAAGUGCUUUUGAUGUAUUUAAUUUAAAAUAAUUUUGCAAUUUUAUUUUUUAUAAAAAUGGAUGAAGAGUGUGUGAAAAUAAACAUUGAUUUGCAAUAUUUCACUGCAUUUCUGUUCUCACAACCCUUGUUUCCCAAAUAAAAGAAUGAAAAGAAAAACA
Plectropomus leopardus (leopard coralgrouper) is the source of this 1013-nucleotide messenger RNA. It is a transcript of the gene otulina, whose product is annotated as OTU deubiquitinase with linear linkage specificity a. Lineage: Eukaryota; Metazoa; Chordata; Actinopteri; Perciformes; Serranidae. The record is from RefSeq and is a predicted model, not a curated record.